CGUCACUGCCAGUCAGGGGGAGCUUUGAGGAUGCUCCGCUGAAGCUGGGAGGGAGUACAUUCACUGGGAGUUUGCACUGAGAGCUCAGCCAUUACCAGCUGUACUGAGGACAGGGACUCCUGCAGAAUCCUUCUCCACACCCAGCGCUCCUCGGCUCCUCCGCCGUCUCCGCUGCAGCCAUGAAUUAUUUGCGCCGCCGCCUCUCCGACAGCACCUUCAUCUCCAACCUGCCGAACGGCUACAUGACAGACCUCCAGAGGCCCGAACCCGCUCAGCCUCCCGCACCUGCCUCCACCGCCCCGGCCAAGUCUCCCACGGCCGCACCGGUGGCGGCCCCGGCCACGUCCCCGGCUCCGGAGAGGAAACCCCAGCUGUCCCAGUCGACGGGGGCCGGCUUCUUCAGCUCCAUCACCAAUGUUGUGAAGCAAACAGCUGCCUCAGCAGGGCUGGUGGAGCAGACCCAAGUCACGACAUCCAAGAAGUUUAAGAUUCUCCUGGUCAUCGACGAACCUCAGCAGGAGUGGGCAAAAUUGUUCCGGGGGAAGAAAAUCCACGGGGAUUAUGACAUCAAAGUGGAGCAGGCUCAAUUCAAUGAAAUCAACGUGGUGGCUCAUGCCAACGGGACCUGCAACGUCAACAUGGAAGUCCUCAGAAAUGGAACCAAAGUCAUUAGGUCGUUCAAGCCAGACUUUGUCCUCAUCCGUCAGCAUGCCUUCAGCAUGACCCAGAACGAGGACUUCCGCAACCUGAUCAUCGGUCUUCAGUAUGGCGGCGUGCCGAGCAUCAACUCCCUGGAGUCCAUCUACAACCUCUGCGACAAGCCGUGGGCGUUCGCCCAACUUAUCAACACCUACAGGAAACUGGGGGCGGAUAAAUUCCCACUGAUCGAGCAGACCUUUUACCCCAACUACAAGGAGAUGGUCAGCAUGCCAUCAUUCCCUGUGGUUGUGAAGAUUGGACACGCUCACUCUGGUGUUGGAAAGGUAAAGGUGGAUAACCACACCAAGUUCCAGGACAUAGCCAGUGUGGUGGCUCUCACUCAGACCUACACGACCACAGAACCUCUCAUAGACUCCAAAUACGACAUCAGAAUCCAGAAGAUCGGCACCGACUACAAAGCCUACAUGAGAACGUCUAUAUCUGGAAACUGGAAGAGCAACACAGGCUCAGCGAUGCUGGAACAGGUGGCCAUGACUGACAGGUACAAACUGUGGGUCGACACCUGCUCAGAGAUUUAUGGGGGUCUUGAAAUCUGUGCAGUCAAAGCUAUACAUGGAAAAGACGGCAAAGACUAUAUCACAGAGUUUGUGGGGUCCGCCAUGCCUCUGGUAGGGGAACACCAGGCAGAAGACCGGCAGCUCAUCGCUGACAUGGUGCUGGCAAAAAUGAACGAGUUAGCGGAGAAGGAAGCCAAUGCUCCUCAAAGACCCACCACCAUCCAGCCUUCCCAGGGAACUGGCCAGAAGGGAGAAGUUACUGGUGACGCCACUAAGAAUGGUGCCGGACGCCCGCCUCAAGGUUGUCUGCAGUACAUUCUCGACUGUAAUGGCGUUGCAGUGGGUCCAAAACCAGUCCAGGCCAACUGAGUAACCCGAGCGGAAGGCUAGUUUCAAAGUCUAGAUAGCAACGACGUACCUUAGCUGAAACCAAGCGCGGACUCGUGUGGAGGCUAACGGCAAGAAUCAGAUCUCGGGAGGGAUGAGCUUCACGCAGCGGAGAGCUGGCCUGGACUGUGUUUUUAACUCUAUGCAGUGUCAAAAAUGUACUGUCUACUCGUUGACCUGUUGAUUUGUGUGCUUGUAUAGGUCACCUAUGUUUUGAUAGCUGUGGUUUUUCCGUUGGGGCUGUUGUUGAUGAUGUAAAGCAGAUUGUGCCUACACUGAGUUCAGUGCUGCUCUGUGCUACCUGUUUGGCCCAGCUACAAAUCUUUCGUUUGCCCCCCCCCCCACCCACCCUCCAGUUCCCUUUGUUAUUUUUUAUUUUUGGUGUUUAUCUUUAGAUAUUGUUCAAACUGUGGGCAUUCGUACAGUUUGAAGUUUGUGUAUAUCUCAAUAUGUAUAUGGUAAGUGGGUGUGUACGACUGUAGUGGUGAUUAUUUUGGUACAUAUGAUAAUAGAUAUUUAUUUUUGUUUUGCAUGACUGAUACAAAGGCAGGUGCAAGUCAGUUAUAUAUGUCUGAUCAAGUGGGAUGUUCACGUAACAUCGCUGUGUUUAUCUAAGCUGUGUUUCCCUGUGAUUCAUGCAUUGUGAAUGUGUCAGAAGAAAUGCAUAUUAUAGGUUCCACAGGAUACACAUACUGUUGAGACAUUCAGUAUUUUGCCUUUCUGAAACUUCCAUUUCUCCAUCUGCAUCAGUGUCAGAGAAUUACCAGAAUAAGAGAUUAUUUACAGUAGAGGAACAUAUAAUAGAUAUUAAAAAAAAAAAAUUAACCUGAGAUUUAUGAAAGAUUUUAUUAUAUAUGAUGCUGUGCAGGUGUCUAAACACACAACUUCAAUAUAUUUGUAUAAUUUCAAACCAAAGAAUAUAUUAUUUUCCUUCCAUUAGCCUUUGCACUCCUGUAACUCACAAUGUAAAUAACAGUGAGGGGAAUGCUAAUCCUGCAGCUUGCUACAUGCGGUGUGUAAUUUAAACAGAGCCCAGUGCUCAGAGGCGAUGGUUACACCCUCAAACUGCCAGUUCGGAAUAACACAGCCGUGAACCGACGCCGUCUCUCGAUUGUUGUUGUCCUUUUUGCAUCGAGCCGCGUGGUUCCCGAUAAUGAAAAGGUGUGUAAUGUAUGAUCUGCCACGAAAUGCCAGUUAUAAAGGCCCCCCCGCCCACCCCACUUCCGUCGCUCCCGCACUGGGUACCAGCUAUCGCGGAGGCGUUGCCAUGACAACAGUGCAAGUGCUCCGAGGGUUUAGUGAGGACAGCUGUAGUCGUACCGUGCCCCUGUUACAGAUCCCUGUGAGCUGAUGGAAAAGUGCAAUACAAAUUUUCUUUCCUUUAAAUCAAUAACGUGCUUGUGUUCAAAUCAGAGCUUCCAUGGAAUUGAUUCAAGAAGCGAUAGUCAUCCCCACACAAAGUUGUGUUAUUUUCUUUUGCACAGAGUUCUUGAUCACUUGUUGUUGUCCCGUGGCUUUUUGUGGAGGCCAUGUCAUCCAAUAUGUAAAACCCCUAAAUGGUGAAACAGCUAAAACGCAACCAAAUUAACUGUAAAAAGAGAUCUAUACCGUUUUUCCCUGAUUUUUUUUCUCAUUGUAGUUAAGAAGAAGAAGAAAAAAAAAAAACAUGUUGAGCAAGCUAACUUGUAUAAAGUGCCAUUGUAUCUGUGAGCGUAUCCUUGUAAAAGCCAUGCCUGAGGCUUUAUGGAUGUGUUGUUCUGUUAAAUAGGAAAUAUGCCAUGACAAUGAAUUCCAAGGGAAGAAGAUGCGAGGGCACCGAGGUUGCCGAUAGCGGCGCCUUUCGGCCUCGGUUUGAUAACUGUGGUUAAACCUUGUUUUUUCAGCCUGUGUGUUGAGGUGAUGCUUCUGUCUUCAGACCUGGUGGGUUGUUAACUAUUAUGGACCGUGGUACUUUUAAAAACCAGUGUCGAGUCGUUUUGAAUCCAGAUCACAAUACGAUACAUUGUGGAUAAAAGAAAAAAAGAAGUCCUCUACGGAUCUUUCCCCUCUGUCACUGGCAAUAAAGCUUCCUUUGCAAUA
Molecule: messenger RNA, 3683 nt
Organism: Salarias fasciatus (jewelled blenny)
Lineage: Eukaryota; Metazoa; Chordata; Actinopteri; Blenniiformes; Blenniidae
Gene: syn2a
Product: synapsin IIa
Exons: 11
Coding region: 180-1586 (468 amino acids)
Biological process (GO): neurotransmitter secretion
Cellular component (GO): synaptic vesicle; synaptic vesicle membrane
Molecular function (GO): ATP binding
Source: RefSeq, a predicted model, not a curated record